Molecule: messenger RNA, 2180 nt
Organism: Eublepharis macularius
Lineage: Eukaryota; Metazoa; Chordata; Lepidosauria; Squamata; Eublepharidae
Gene: DOK1
Product: docking protein 1
Exons: 5
Coding region: 63-1811 (582 amino acids)
Biological process (GO): cell surface receptor protein tyrosine kinase signaling pathway; positive regulation of MAPK cascade
Cellular component (GO): cytoplasm
Source: RefSeq, a predicted model, not a curated record
CCUCUGCCGAAGCGCGGCCGGAGGGCGGCUCCGUGUCCGGGCCUGUGCCGCGCCGCGUCCGGAUGGACCCUCCGCUCAAGGCGGGGCCGCUCCUGCUCCAGCAGCCGCCAGGGCUGCGCCUCGGGGCCAAGCGAUGGAAGAAGGGCUGGUUUGUGCUGUUCCCUGCCAGUCCUCACGGUGUGGCUCGCUUGGAGUUCUUUGAUUGCAAGGAGGGGGCAACUGCAGCUGACAGAGUUGGCACCAAGCGCCUAGACAAGAAGAUUGUGCGGCUGGCGGACUGUGUGAGCGUGGCCCCUGUCCCAGACUCUUUCCCCAAGGUUGGCCUGGCAGUCUUCCGCCUCGAGACCAGUGAGCGAACCUACCUCUUUGCUGCUCAGCCACAGGACGCUUCCGAGUGGGUGGCCAAGCUCUGCGAGGCAGCCUUUCUGGGCAACUCUGGCAAAGGAGCACCGCUCGCAACUGAGCCAGGUGGCCAGCGCCCCUUGGAAAUGGCCACCAAUUCUAUUUAUUACUCCCGGGAUGAAGCCAGCGAGUUCUGGGUGACGGUGCAGAAGACGGAGGCGGCUGAGCGCUGCCAGCUGCAUGGAGUGUAUGUGCUGAAGGCCUCUCGGGAUAGCCUUGUCCUCAGAGACCCUCACUCAGGCCAGCCCCUACACACCUGGCCCUACCGCCUCCUCCGCAGAUACGGCCGGGACAAGGUGAUGUUUUCCUUUGAAGCUGGCCGCCGCUGCGAAUCUGGCCCUGGCAACUUCACCUUCGAGACCAAGCAGGGCAACGAGAUUUUCCGCGUGGUGGAGGCGGCUAUCCAAGACCAGAAAGCCCAGGCAGAAGAGGACCGGCAGAGUGCCAGCUCCCUGAACUCGGAGGCCUCCAGCGUAGCCCAGAUCCAGAGCGCCAUUGCCAGUGCGCUCCUCCUGGGGGGCGAGUGCCCUCCUGCUGAAAGGCAGGUGCCCAGAGGCACACCGAGUGCCAAACUCAGCUUGGCCAUGGAGGAGAAGGAAGCAGCCCUAUCAUCCCUGCGGAAGGGGCAGAACGGGCGAGACCCACUGCCCCAGUGGCCCAGCACCCCACCACGGUCCCCGCUCUCUGGGCUGGCAUGUCACCCGCUGCCCCCGGAAGACACUGGCAGCGUCUACUCAGAGCCUCUGGAUGCUGUAAAGGGCUUCCAGUACAGGCCAGACCCUCUCUACGCUGACCCCCUCGACAGCAGGCGCCACAGUGGUGGUGAGAAGGAAGAGGCAGAGCUGGGAGGGACCAGCGUGUUGUAUGAGCAAGUGGGGUCAGCGCUGGGCAGCUGCCAGGGCACCGGAGUGCACAUCUAUGAUGAGCCGGAGGGGCGGGCCCCCAGGCCAAUUCCCGCUCCCGCUCCCACUCCCAUCUACGAUGAGGCCCACCUCCUCUGUGAGGCCUGGCGGACUCAGGGCCUGGAGAGCAGAGCAGGCUAUGAACUUCCUUACCAGCCUGGUGCUGGGGACUAUGCCGUUCCUGCCUUCCACCAGAAAGCAGGACUCAAGCCCUCCAAGCCUUCCCCGGCCCCCAAGCCCCCCCGAGCUCACAAGAAGCCCACUCAGCCAGGCAGCACUAACAAGCCCUCUGGACCGCCAGUGCCUGGCUGGGCCACACUGAAAAAUGGCUCCAGCAGCAGCAACAACAACAACAGCAACAACAACAACAACAACCAGGCGGAUAGGGAGCCGAUCUACAGCCGGGUGCUGAAGCCCUCGAGGACCUGUCCGGGCCCUGCCGGGCGCGAGCAGUCGGUGGACGAGUGUCGGCCAGCUUCUGUGUAUGAAGACCUGGGGGAGAUCUGAGUGCCCGGUGGCUGCCCUUCCUGGGCAAGGUGGGCAGUGGAACUUCUCCCCUGGGCAUGAGUGCCACGCUCUUGCAAGUUCCCACUCUGUAGAGAAGGUGCCCAGCUUCGCAGACUCCAGAGCUCGUUCCGUGCCUGGUGGGUGUCCAGCCUUGCUUAUUCUUUGAGUGAGAGUUGCCACCUCCAGGGCUGGAGAGAUCAGAUCUAUGGAGCUUCUACGGCAUUUCACCCCGGGCGAGCUUCCUCCCUUCCCCAGGCUCCGCCCCUAAAUCUCCAGGAAUUUCCCACCCCAGACUGGCAGUUUAUCUAAUAUGUGCGGCAGCCACUGGAAAUGCUUUGGAAAAUAUUUUUCUAUAAAUGUUUGUUUUGA